AUGACGCAGUCAGAUUUGGACUUGUUGCUGGACAUGGGCUUUGACAAGUCACGUGCCGAGUUAGCAAUCAAGAGGACAGGUGGACUGCAAGGUGCUCUCGAGUGGCUCGAGAAGAACCAGGACACCUCUCUGGAGGAUCUUAAAAAUGAGGCUGACGAAGAGUCCCAAGGUGGACCUAACAUCGCCCCUGUUGGGGAUGGCCAAUCGGCAAAUUCGUUAGUUUGCAACGAGUGUGGGAAGAAGUUCAGAAACAGCGACUCUGCAACUUUCCAUGCUACAAAAUCGGGCCACACCGACUUCUCCGAGUCGACAGAGGCCAUCGCCCACUUGACUGAGGAGCAGAAGAAGGAAAGACUGGCAGAGCUCCGUGAGCAGCUCAAGGCUAAGAAGGCAGCUCAGUCGGAGGCGGACAAGGAGGACGCCAAACGCAACGAGAAGAUUCGUCAGAAGGCCACCAGAGAGACUCAGGACCUGAAAGAGGAAAUCGCACGCAAAGAGCAGAUUAAGGAGGCUGCCAAGAAGCGUCAAGAGAAACUUGACGACCUAGAGGCCAAAAAGCGUAUCAAGGCCAAGAUCGAAGCGGAUAAGGCAGAGCGCAAGCGCAAGGCGGACGAGGCCAAGGCUGCUCGUGACGGCACGACUGUCGCUUCAUCCUCAGCAUCCUCUGCCGCUGCCUCCUCCGCGCCUGCAGCUCCUAAACCCUCUGUGUCGCACAACGAGGCCAGGCUGCGUCUACAACUGCCUGUAGGGGGCAAUGUGCAAAAGACUUUCCCUGCGGAGACCACACUAUUCGAGGUUGCCCAGGCCAUCGAAGCAGAACAUGGCAUUCCCGUGGGUAACUUCAGUUUGACAUUUCCCCGCAAAACGUUUUCAGGGAGCGAAGACUUUAGCAAGACUCUUCGUGAGGCUGGUUUAGUUCCUAGCGCCGUCCUUAUCGUCAAGUCUGCAUAG
Messenger RNA from Pyricularia pennisetigena, 951 nucleotides. RefSeq lists its product as uncharacterized. The record is from RefSeq and is a predicted model, not a curated record. NCBI's taxonomy places the organism in Eukaryota, Fungi, Ascomycota, Sordariomycetes, Magnaporthales, Pyriculariaceae. Gene Ontology annotation, molecular function: protein binding. The coding region runs from base 1 to 951 and encodes 316 amino acids. The transcript is spliced from 3 exons.